GAAAGAAUAAUAAGAGAGAGAGAAAUAUGGCGCUGAAAGUGAGGCUAUGUUUGUGCCUUCUGCUUGCCUUUGCCAUGUUGUCUUCUGCACGUAACUUCAUUUCACUUUCAGGGAAUAACAAUAUUGAUGAAGUGGUGGGAAGGUCCUUGAUGGGCGUGAGUGUUGAUGAUUACGGCGAGCCAUCAGCCAACCGUGGCCACGAUCCUAGUAGGAACAAAGGAGGAGGCGGUGGUGGCCGUAAAAGCUGAGAUCCAUGCUAGUUUUGUCAUGCUAAUUUGCCUUACAUAUAUUAAGAAGAUAUAUAAUAUGCAUGUGUAUAUAUGCUCUCCUUUUGCUUAGUGAGGGAGCUUUUUACAUAUAUAUCUUUCCACAAAUAAAUAAAAA
Molecule: messenger RNA, 384 nt
Organism: Mangifera indica (mango)
Lineage: Eukaryota; Viridiplantae; Streptophyta; Magnoliopsida; Sapindales; Anacardiaceae
Product: protein PSY3-like
Exons: 2
Coding region: 27-248 (73 amino acids)
Source: RefSeq, a predicted model, not a curated record